UAAUAUGUUGCACGAUGUGCUAUUGUUUUAUUUGUAAGACUUCGGGUUACUGAGAAGUAAAUAUGAGUACUUUUUCUUUUCUCUAUCUUGGCAGUUAUGUUUAGGAUGCCGUUGCCCAUGAAUGUCAUUGGCGCAAGGAUAAUGUGGAAUGGCAGUUUCAUAGAAGCCCACUGUCAGAGGGUCUUGAAACAUUGCAGGCUUUAUUUGCACACAGAUUUUCAUAGUAAACGAUUCUACACUCCACGAAGAGCUAUUCUGUAUGUACCAGGAGAUGAUGAACGGAAAAUUAGAAAAGCACUUUCCCUAAAAGUGGACUGCAUAGCAUUGGAUUGUGAGGAUGGAGUUGCAUCUAAUAGAAAGAAUGUUGCUAGGUCUACAAUAAGGCACUUCUUGGAUAAAGAAUGUGUAUCACAACAGUUCCCAGAGUGGACAGUAAGAGUAAAUUCAGUAGACAGUGGGAUGUGUGAAGAAGAUUUAAGAGCAAUUUUGACAGGACCGCAAAAGCCACCAACAUUACUGCUUCCAAAAGUGGAUUGCAUUAAACAGCUGCAAUGGUUUGCAGACAAACUAAGCGUAAUCAUAGGAGAUGAGAGGAAUAAAAUAAAGAUGAACUUAAUCUUAUUUAUUGAAUCAGCCAAAGGAAUAAUGGACUUACCCAAAAUAUGUCAAAAAUCUAUUGAACUGGCUGAAAAGUCAUGUUUUUUACCUGUUGCAUUGAUCAUUGGAAGUGAUGACUUGUGCGCUGAUCUUGGUAUUUCACGAUCAGAUGAUGGUUACGAAAUACUGUAUGCUCGCCAGAGGCUUGUGUUAAUAGCAAAAGCUUUCAGCUUUCAAGCAGUUGAUAUGGUUGACAUUAAUUAUAAAGAUCUGCCUGCUUUGAAGAAACAUUCUAUAGCAGGAGCAAGAAUGGGUUUCACAGGAAAGCAGGUUAUACAUCCCAAUCAAGUGCGUAUAGUGCAAGAUGCCUUUUCACCUACACCAGAAAAAGUACAGUGGGCAACUGAUCUUAUUGCUGCCUUCAAUGAACAUCAGCUCAAAGGGAAAGGAGCUUUUGUCUACAAGGACUCCAUGAUUGACAUGCCUCUUCUUCGCCAAGCCCAACAUAUUAUACAGCUAGCAAAAAUGGACAAACAUAAUAUGCAACAAUGAACAAGAUACAGUGCCAGUCACAUAUCAUUAACAGCAAAGAAAGAGUAAAAAAUAAGGAUAUGUUUGGAAUUUACUUCAACUAUGAUUUCUCUCAACAAACUACUAUGCUUCGAAAGAUGAUAUAUCAACGAAAAUGUUUAACAGAAUUGAAGACAUAAGAUUAUGAAAACUGGGCUCUAGUAUUCCUAGACUGAAUCUCAUAAUGUACAAAGAGUAUUAACCAUGUAGUAGACAACCAUUAUCAAGCGAAAGAUGUGUUGAGGUUUCUUUUUGCAAGAUCAGUUAGAUUUGCUUACUAUCCAUCACUCAGUCUUAGUGUGGCAUACAAAGGAGUGAUAUAAUGUAAUAGGAUAGAUAUAAAAUCUACUCACAGUGUGGCAGCAGGAGAACACACAUAUACAACGUAUAAAUGUUUGCACACUUUCGUAGUUAGGGGAUCCAUCUGGCAGAAGAGUUGUAGGAAAAGGAAGAGUGGUGAAGAAAAAGGACUGGUGAGGUUUAGAAAAGGGGUAAUUUGGAAAAGUUGCUCAGAAUCCAGGGUAGAUUUACUAGAUGGGAUGACAAGGAAGAGUAGAUUUUUCUCUCUCCAGUUACAUUAUAUUUUCAAAAAUUGAUUAUUUUAUAUGCAAAAGAGUGAUGUAUUCUGCAAUCAAAAUUUUUGAUCCCUUACAUAGCAGUGAAAAGAGUUUAACACACAUUAAAAUUUGCUUCAAACACAUAAAUCAAUGUCUAUACAAAUAAAACAGUAUGGCAAUCAUGUAAAUGGAGGCAAAUUUCCAAAUUUUUCAGUAAAUUGUAAAACUGACUCAUUCCACAUCAUAGUGAGAUCUAUGGAGCUUGCAAAACUGACUAUUGCACAAAAUACAGUGUAUUUCAAAAGGAUUACGCCCAUCUCACAAGUCAAUAUAUUCACAUGAAUAAAGAUAGAAAUUUGGGUCAGAAUUUUAGUUUGGCAACAGCCAUGUUCACAUGGUCACGAUACCACCAGCCAGCUCGCUCGCUACAGGAAAUGCAUACCUGGAUAUUUUUGAGAUCAGGCGUUUUGCACAGUUGUGAGAACAUGCUAAAAAUUUGGUUUUUCAACAAAAUCAAUGCACUGGUAUACGAUGUAAGAGCACUUUUUAAUGAUGAGCUGCCUGUGUGAUGGAUGGGCCGUAAUGGGCAUAUGAAUUUUGCAUUUCACUUUUGGCCUCCAAGGUCACUUUAUCACACAGUAUGUGAUUUCU
This is a messenger RNA of Schistocerca serialis cubense, 2375 nucleotides long. Its product is annotated as citramalyl-CoA lyase, mitochondrial-like. Gene Ontology annotation, molecular function: (S)-citramalyl-CoA lyase activity. The transcript has 9 exons. The coding region runs from base 97 to 1149 and encodes 350 amino acids. The record is from RefSeq and is a predicted model, not a curated record. NCBI's taxonomy places the organism in Eukaryota, Metazoa, Arthropoda, Insecta, Orthoptera, Acrididae. Gene Ontology annotation, biological process: regulation of cobalamin catabolic process.